Messenger RNA from Loa loa (African eye worm), 1947 nucleotides. RefSeq names its product copine family protein. Lineage: Eukaryota; Metazoa; Nematoda; Chromadorea; Rhabditida; Onchocercidae. Bases 61 to 1947 code for a protein of 628 amino acids. The transcript has 11 exons. The record is from RefSeq and is a predicted model, not a curated record.
UUAUAGUAUUUUCUGGAACAGAUUUCUGAAACGGUCGGGUGAUAGUUAUAGCAAGCAGAAAUGGUAUUUUCGAAGGAAUUAGGUUACGAUCCUGAUGAGUGGGAGGAAUGUUCAGAUUCAGAGCAGUUCAUGCUGUUUGGUUUCACCACCAGAAUGUUCCUUUCCCUUACUUCUGUUAUCUUCACAGUUUUCUUUUUCUGGUUUCUUGAAGCUCGAAAACAGAUUGACAAGUCUCACGAAGCGGAAAACCUUCCUCCGAAGGACAUGAUUAGGGAAGAAGUGAAUAAGUUGAAAACCGGCAAGGAGAAAUUGGAAAAAGUGGGAAAACUGAGGCAAGCCGAAGCAAAUUUCAGCAAGGAAGAAACGGAAGCAUUGGAAGAAUGGCAGCGGGAAGUGGCACGGAUGGAGGAAUUACGGUUACAAGAUCUAUAUGAGCAUGUAAUAGAUGGAUCCGGAACGAUGUCCGAGAUUGAAACGGAAUCUCAACUUAUUGAUCGCUUUUUACCUGCUGAUCAUAUAUCAAUGGAAAUAAACAGCGACGAAGUAGAACAGUUUCAGCAACUUCCAAGGGAAAUGAAUCAAACGUCUUCACUGAUAACACCGAAGGGAUUUACCUUUGAAGCCGCAGUUCAUUCCUCACCAUACACAGAGGAUGUUGUCGUCAGCAUACAGGAUGCAGCAAAUACUGUUGUGACAGGCAGCGAACGAGGAAAUGGGAGCGGUAACAGUACGAAUGGUUGGGAAGCCCCAGCUCAAUCGGAAUUUUUUAUCGAACGAGUUCAAGACUUUAUUUACAAAGCAAGCGAUGCCGAAAUGAGUGAUGUAUUGGCGCAGGAUAUUCGAACAUCGGUGGAAAACGACGAUGAUUUUGUCAAAGUUUAUAAGGAUGAGUUACAAAAGAGUGGUAUUGGAAUAUUACAAGAACAGAUCAUUGAACCGAGCAGACAAACAACUGAUACAUUAAAAUCAACUCUUCCUGAUACUUGUAUUCAGAAAUCACUGGAGCAAAGACAGCAACCAGUGAUAACUGAAUUGUCAUCUGAUCAAUUAUCUGUUGCAGUGGCUGUGGCAGAUUAUCAACAGCAAGAGCUUUUACGGAAAUCUGAUAAGGAAAUUUUUGAUUUUAUUCCAACAACAACGACAGAAGCAGUAGAGACUGAAAGAACGUAUACACCGAUCGCGCAAACAGCUGAGCGAGAAUUGAUGCUAAAAAUUUCCGAUAACAACAUGAUGAAUGUAGAUAAAAAGCCUAUGGCUCCGAUUACAACCACAGGACAUCAGUCGCUCACAGAAGGAGAAUGUAGAAGGCUAGUAGAGGCAGAAAUGUACAUACAAGAUGCCAUCGAAUAUGUAACCAGUGGCAUUCGCUCCGAAGUACCCAGUGGAUUCAUAAUUGAAGAGGAGAUGUGGGAUAAGACAGGUGGACAUGGUAGUAUCACCCGUGCUCCUGUUAUACAACAACUACCCGCUUCUCCGGAAGCUACAAGUCAGAUAUUCAGGACCAAUGAAAUAUUUGAGAAAGUAGAAGAACCGGUAGAAAUAGAUGAUGCGAUGACAUAUGCUCCGGAGAUACAGUCCAUUGAAAUCCCACCCGAUGAAGCAAGUAUCAAUAGUGAAAAUUUGUUGGAAUAUUUCGACCAAGUUGCUGCAGAAUGCACUGAUGUCUUAUCGAUACCACAGCCAACGAAGACUACUGGAAAUGUACCACUCACAAAACCGGUGGAAUCAUCGCAAUCGGUAUCUUUACUGAGGAGUUCAAGGAGUUUCACUUCAAGCGGGAGUCAACCGCGGAUGAGGAAACGAAGCUCAUUGUUAAGUGUACUUGGUGUAACAAGUACACAAGAGAUGUUGCUAACUCUAACAUCACUUGAAGACUUGUCAAAUGCUAUGCGUAAAGCCGGUUUACAGUCCACAAAUUUAAUUUUUGGUAAAAGUUCUAAUUUUUAA